Prunus mume (Japanese apricot) is the source of this 1438-nucleotide messenger RNA. RefSeq names its product peroxidase 44-like. NCBI's taxonomy places the organism in Eukaryota, Viridiplantae, Streptophyta, Magnoliopsida, Rosales, Rosaceae. Gene Ontology annotation, biological process: hydrogen peroxide catabolic process; response to oxidative stress. Gene Ontology annotation, molecular function: heme binding; peroxidase activity. The record is from RefSeq and is a predicted model, not a curated record.
AGAAGAAGAAGAGCCUAACAAAUUUUGAAACCCAUUUCUCAAGACUAUUUGCAAGGCCAACAGGCAAAUCACCAGGAGAAAACAUAUUGAGGCAAGACAAGCACCUGUUAUCUUAUAAUACAAGAAACCUAAUAUUUCACUCACGUCUAUGUAAAUUUGACAGUUUAGUGCACAUCAUUAAUCAUUAAUUAAUUAUCAUGGACAUCAUGGAUCGUCUAAUGAUCACCACAGCAACCUUCUUCACCUUGUGCAUCAUCAUCACCAUCAUCGUUCCUUGGUCAGAGGCAGCUGGAGAAAGCACUGGGAAUGGGUUACGUGUCGGCUUUUACAGCCACAGUUGCCCAAAUGUGGAAAAAAUUGUUGCUGACAUUGUGUCAAAGGCUCAUCAGGAUGAUCUAAAGCUCCCCGCAGCCCUCAUUCGCUUCUUCUCCCACGAUUGCUUGGUCAAGGGCUGCGAUGCCUCAAUUCUUCUGGAUGCCACAGCCUCACAUGAGCCUGUAGAGAAGCAAGCCCAAGCCAGUGAAAUGCUUAGAGGUUAUGAGCUCAUUGAUGAGAUCAAGGACAGGGUAGAGCAGGAGUGUCCACAAACUGUCUCUUGCGCUGACAUACUAGCCUUUGCUGCUCGGGAAGCUGUUUUUCUGGCCGGUCUGCCACGUCACAUGGUCCCCGCUGGACGCCGUGACAGUCGGACUUCCCGUGCUUCCGACAUCACCAUCCCUAACCCUACAACACCUUUCGAUGAGAUCAUAGAUUAUUUCUCCAGAAGAGGCAUCACCAUUGACGAAAUGGUUGUGUUGAGUGGUGCACAUUCCAUUGGGAUUGCUCAUUGCAGCUUCUUUGACUACAGACUCUACACCUUCAAAAACGACCAGCCCCAAGACCCUGCCCUCAACGCAUCCUAUGCUUCUGAGCUGUCUAAAACGUGCCCAAAACCCAACACAUUGAAUCCAGCUGAGGCUAAACAGAGAGCCGUCGAGUUAGAUCCCACAACACCACUCGUCCUGGACAAUCACCACUACCUGAACCUGUUGCAAGGGAAAGCCUUGCUUCAGUCGGAUCAGACAAUGGUUACUGAUCCCCGCACCAGCGGAUUGGUGCAGCAGUUUGCCUUGGAUCCCGAAUCUUGGGCUCGAAGAUUUGCCAAGGCCAUGAUUAAGAUGGGCAGAACCAAUGUUCUCACUGGAAAUGUUGGAGAGAUAAGGAAAAAUUGUCGGGCAAUCAACUAUGAGCAAUUUAGUUUUUAAUGUCAGUUGUAUGUAGAAAUAAUUGUGUAUAUACCGUAGUGUAUCGAAUCUACUUAAGUCACCAUCCCAUGUUGGGUAACUUAAUAACUUGUAUAUAUCUCUCGUCAGAUAAUUAGGUCACAAAAUGAUGAGAUAUAUAGACAUGUAAAUAUUAUAAGAUACACAAAAUAUUUCUGCAUUGUGGCUUGGACAAA